Molecule: messenger RNA, 471 nt
Organism: Rhopilema esculentum
Lineage: Eukaryota; Metazoa; Cnidaria; Scyphozoa; Rhizostomeae; Rhizostomatidae
Source: RefSeq, a predicted model, not a curated record
AUGAUUUCCUCUUACAAAAGGAUGAGCCUGUAUCCAGGACCAAAUCGAAACCCCAGCAUUCUUAGUGAAGAAACGUUGUCGCAGACACAUGCAGCAAAGUUGAAAAAUGUUAUGUUGGAUAACACAUACAAAAUGGAACCUGACAGAAAUUCUGUAUUCCGAGCUAUCACAGUGAGACAGGCCGUUGAAUCGAUAUUAUCAGAAAUGGUUGGGGAUCAGAAAUACAGUGCUAAAGAAAGUCCAUUACUAUGCGUAGAGCUAGCUACAGAAAUAAAAAACAAAGUGAAGGCCAUGGGAUUCGAAAGAUAUAAACUGAUUUGCCAAGUGACUAUAUGCUCCCUAGUUGGACAGGGUGUUCGAGUUGCCAGUCGUUGCAUUUGGGACGAUAAACACGAUUCGUAUGUUUCUUGUAAUUACAGAAACGCUAACAUGUGUGUCGUAGCUAUGAUGUAUGGCGUUUAUCACGAGUAA